GUCGGCAACGAGACUUGUAAUCUGCUAGUGAAAAGUACGCAAAACUGUUGUGCAACUACGACUUGUAUAUAACCCUGAUAGCUGAGGAUUUAAUAUAUGAACAGCUGAAAUGGGAGUGCCAAAGUUUUACAGAUGGGUUAGCGAACGCUAUCCAUGUUUAAGUGAGGUGGUGAGAGAGUAUCAGAUCCCAGAGUUUGACAACCUAUAUUUUGACAUGAAUGGUAUUAUCCAUGUCUGCUCCCACCCAGAUGAUUCCAAUCCUCAUUUCAGAAUCACAGAGGAGCAGAUCUUCCUGGACAUAUUUCACUAUAUAGAGUUUCUAUUCCGUAUGAUCAAGCCGCGUAAGGUGUUCUUCAUGGCUGUAGAUGGCGUUGCACCCAGAGCCAAGAUGAACCAGCAGAGAGGAAGACGAUUCAGAUCUGCACGCGAAGCUGAGGAUCUAGUCCGCAAGGCCCUGCAGAAGGGAGAGAUUCUUCCCACAGCAGAACGCUUUGACUCCAACUGUAUCACCCCAGGGACGGAAUUUAUGGUCAGACUUCAGGAACAGCUCAAGUAUUUUGUUGCCAACAAGAUGUCCACAGACAAACUGUGGCAGGGGGUCAAGGUCAUAUUAUCAGGUCAUGAGACUCCAGGAGAAGGAGAGCAUAAGAUCGUGGAUUUCAUUCGUGCAGAGCGUGCGUCUCCUGACCACGAUCCCAACACGAGGCAUUGUCUGUACGGGCUGGAUGCUGAUCUUAUGAUGUUGGGGUUGUCCUGUCACGAGCCUCACUUUUCUCUGCUCAGGGAGGAAGUCAGAUUUGGAGGGAAAAAAGAUGCCAAGAAAAGAACAAACACCCCUGAGGAGACAACAUUCCACCUGCUCCACUUAUCACUGUUCAGAGAAUACCUGGACUUUGAGUUUGGCUCUCUCAGGGACAAGCUUCAGUUUGAAUACAACCUUGAGAACAUUAUAGAUGACUGGGUGUUACUGGGAUUUCUGGUGGGGAACGACUUCAUUCCUCAUCUGCCUCAUCUCCACAUCAAGGACAACGCCCUGCCGUUGCUGUGGAAGAUUUACAAGGAGGUGAUGCCCACAUUGGAUGGAUACUUGAAUGACAAUGGAGAGCUCCAUUUGAAAAGAUUUGAAAAAUACUUUGAAAAGUUGGCGCAGUAUGAUAUAGACAAGUUUGAUGAGCAGUAUGCAGAUCUCAAGUGGUUCUCAGGGAAGACGGGGAGAAAAUUGCAGGAGUUCACAGCAGACUCAGGAGGAAAUGACUCCAAAUCUAACAAGAAACCUGGUGGGGAUAAGAAGUUUAAAACAGACAAUUCAUUUGAUGCCUUGACUGGCAUUGACGAGAACACCGUCCUUGAUGAUUUUGAAAGCCAGUUGGAGGAUGACUCAGCAGAAAUUGAAGAAGAGGAGACAGAAGAGGAAGAGUCAGAAAGUGAUGAUUUUUUGGCAGAAUUUGCUCAACACAAAAAGCAUUAUUAUAUGGAUAAAUUGGAGAUAGAAAAAGUGACACCGGAAGUUCUUAGAAAACAGGCUACAGGAUAUGUCCAAGCUGUACAGUGGAUUCUCUACUACUAUUAUCGUGGAGUUCCUUCUUGGAGUUGGUUCUAUCCUUUCCACUACGCCCCCUAUAUUAGUGAUGUCAAGGACUUCAGCAACAUGGAGAUAAAGUUUGACAUUGGAAAGCCUUUCUUACCAUUUGAGCAGCUGAUGGCAGUGUUGCCUGCCGCCAGCAAGAACCUUCUUCCUUCACCCUUCCAGACUCUGAUGACAAUGGACACAUCCCCUAUAAUAGAUUUUUACCCAGUGAACUUUGAGACAGAUCUGAAUGGCAAGCAGCAGGACUGGGAAGCCGUCGUCUGCAUACCUUUUAUUGAUGAGAAAAGACUGUUGGAAUCCAUGGCUCCCAUUUAUGACAAGCUCAGUCCCAGUGAAAAGGCCCGGAACAGGCACAGUCCGCAUUGUAUGUACCAGUUUACAGAGGAAGUUCAGGAACCACUGCAGUCGCCUCUACCAGGACGAAUCCCAGAUAUUGUCCUUAAUCACUGCAAGUAUACACCACUUCCUUUGGACAGUUUCCUGGUGGAUGCUGACAAGCUGAAGAGAGGACUGUGUGAGGGAGUUAAACAAGAUGUCUACUUCCCAGGGUUCCCAACGCUCAAACAUCUGCCUCACAGGGCUCAGUUAAAGCGUGAGGGGGUGACAGUGUUCCAGCAGGCCAGUAGAGGUGAUAACAUGAUUCUGCAGCUGACAGAUGGUAGAAGUGAGGAGAAGCUAAAAGAUGUAGCAAAGGAAAUUUUGGGGAAGGGUAUCUUUGUCAACUGGCCACAUUUGUUUGAGGCAAGAGUCAACUCUGUGUCUGAUGGUGAGGCAAAGUUUGUCCUUGAUGAGGGAACACAUCACAAGACCAAGACCCUGGCUGCCAGUGAGGAGGUGAAGAUGAAGGAAGAACACAUGAACAGUGAUGAGGUCACCAUAUGGCACAGGGAGGUGGACAGUUUGACAGAGAAGUACAAGGGCAGAAAAGGGGUAGACAUUGGCACCACAUUUUUGUUGGUUCAUGCUCAGCCCAUGAUGGGAAGAAAAUAUGUGUGUGGUUCAGGAGGCAACAUUACACUGGAGAAGCAGUGGUCAUUUAACCCAGUGCCAUAUGCCUACCAGGCUACAGUCAAGGAUAUUUCUGUCCAUGACUCCAGUUUCAAACAGUACAAGACGCUGGACCAGUUGUAUCCUCCCAGGACUGAGGUUUUCAUGCUCGGAUCACCUCACUAUGGCAGCAUGGGAGAAGUAAUGGACGUGGAUUUGAAGUCUGCAAGAGUUCGCGUAAACUUCAGUGUCCCCACUGAGCCAAAUCUGCAACGUGUUGCCAAGAGGGCAAAUAAUCUGUCCACGCACUGGAUGCCUGGCUACAUUCUGGCACAAAAAUUGGCAGUUGACGGCCAUUUUGUCUCCAGGAUCACGGGCUGUGUCUUGAUCUGCCGCGGUGUCAAGGAAAACAUCCAGACGGCACACAAGGUCAAUGUUGGCCUCAAUCUGAAGUUUAACAAGAAAAACCAAGAGGUGCCGGGAUACACGAAAAAAUCAGACGAGGGUGGAUGGAUGUACUCUGAGAAGACGCUAAAUGUUCUCGCUGAAUACUUUAAAAGAUUUCCCCAGAUGUUUAAAAGUAUCACUAAACGCCAGUCCAGUGGUGACAUCUACCUGGAGAGGGACAUCUUCACUGAGGGAUGCGGAGAGAGUUUGGAGGAAGUGCAACAAUUUCUCAAGAAACUACCGUGUGCUGACGUCCCCCCUGUAGCCAUAGGCAGCAGUUUCCUGGAUGAACAGGUGAUAGCUGAGAUUGAGAAAGAGGUGGAGCUUGUGAAGGCCCUGAAUGCCAAGAAGAAAAAGAGAACCAAGAUGCAGGUUCGCCCACAUCUCCUUUUUAGGCCAAUGGAUGCCCAAGGCACAGUAAUCCCUGACAAAAGUGCCACCUAUGAAAUGUUUGACAGGAUUGUGAACGUCCGCGAGGGAUACUCAGUCCCCGUGGGUCUCCGAGGCACCAUCAUUGGAGUGAACUCUAUGGAGAAGGAACAUGAUAUCACGUAUGAUGUUGUCUUUGAUGAGGAGAUUGUCAAUGGACUCACAAUAAGAUGCACCCCAAACAGAGGCUAUCGUCUGCCUGCUUACGCCAUGAUCAACCUUUCCUAUGGAGACAGGAAGGAGUGGAAGGACUACAGUAAACUGGGGCAGCCCAAACCUACCGCAGUGGUGAAGCCACAAACCUCUGACCAUAGUGUGGGGGGACCUGAGCGAAACAGGAAGUUGUACUCAGAGCUUGCUGGGAAGGGUAGCAACAAGGCCGAAAAUGGUGGGGGUUUUAGACAGAACAAAGAAGUUAAAGUUUUCAUGCAGCAUCAAGACAGCCCCAACUCUCAGAAGAGUACACCAAGUGACCAGUUCAUGUCUGGGGGCACUGGUCACUUCUACACUCCAAAGAUGACCACUAGACAUGGCAGUGGACACAACCCACAACAACAACAACCUAAACAGAAACCACCCCAGAAGAAUAAAAAGCCUGAAUCUGAAGGCAGUGAGUUCAGUGAUAUAUGGCAGCAACUCCAGAAAGCAGCAAUAGGUGGAGCAACAGACAGUACAGAAAGUAUGAAUAAAAAACAAAAUCAGACAUCAAAACCUUCUCUGUCCAAGUCUUCCAGCACUACUGUGUCUGCUGAUAGCAGUAACACGAAUCUGACAUCAAAACCAUCCAAUCAGAAUCAAGAAAUCCCUUCACUGCAGCAAGCUGCCGCUGCACUGAGCACUGCCAAACUUCCAAUGCAGACGACUUCUGAAGGUCAAGGUCAAAACAAGGGGUCAAAGGCAAAGAACAUCACCAUCUUGAAAAAACCUGAGGAAUUCCAGGUGUCGAAUUCACCAAUGCAGCGAAUAGACGUUGCUGAUUUAUUUGGUGCGAACCAGAUGUCCCACACUGAGGCUGCGACUGCCCCAGGAAGUCAGUCGGUUAAUGAGGAGUUUGCAGCUUUGAUGAAGCAGCUGACGGUAGAGGCGGGACAGAUGGAGAAAGGGGCCAUGUUGGUGCAGGCGGAGGACGAGACAUCAGAGGCUGACAAAGCUUUGAAGCAGAUAUUAAAACUAGGUCAACCAGGCCAAGAAUCAGGUCAAGUCCACCAGGGUAUCAGCCAGGCACCCCAGGGUGUCAGCCAGGCACCCCAGGGUGUCAGCCAGGCUCCUCAGGAUAUCAGCCAUCCACAGCAAGGUGGACCCCCUUUGUAUGGGAGACAGGUCUCAGUGGAUGAGCUCUUCAUGGGUGUAAAACAACAACAGUUAUACAGUAAGCAGCAACAGCAGCACCAAGGGAGCAGAAACACAAAACAACAGAAGAGAUCACAACAUCAACAACAACAACUUCAACAACAUCAACAGCAGCAGCAGCAGCAGUCCCACCAGCAGCAGAGACUGAACGAGUGGUGUCACUCCAUGAACCUCAAACUUCCCACAUAUGACUUCCAACCAGUUGGGGAUGAGGUUGUGGCCUGGAUUACUCUGUCCAAUGGCAGGAGGUUCCAGGGGUCAAAGUGCAAGUCCCAGGAUGUUGCCAGGGAAAGUGCCGCCAGUAUCGCCUUGUUGCAGUUGACAAACCCGUCCAGGAGACAACAGGUUCAUGGACCUGGAGGUAUUCAGCUGUCUCCAAACUCUGCCUUCACCCCUGUCAGACCUCUGUUUACUGGAGUACAAGGUCCUAUGGCAUUCCCACCAGGUGUCGUGCCAGUGGGUCCCCUGCCCCCAGGUCUCCUACCUAAGGGACCCCCACCCCCUCCAUAUCAGGGCCAGCCACCCCACAGGGUCCCAGGCCCAAACCCUGGUAUGCAGCAGCCAUACCCUGGGGGAGUGCAGCCAUUUAUGGGGCAUCAACAAAAUAAUAGGGGGCAGCACCAACACAUGCAGCAACAGCACAAUAGAGGACAGCAGCAGCAAUAUAGGGGGCAGCAGUUUGACCAGAACAGGGGGCAGGGUAGGCAAGUUUCUCCUCACCAGUGGGCGCUGUGGAAUGAUAGGCCCGAGGGGCAAUUUGUGGAACAGGGAACUCCACAAAAAGAAACUAGACAUAAAGAGGAAGGAGCCAAAAAGAAUCCUUUUGUGCCGUUGCAGGUAACCAGAAAGCAAACUACUCCACAUAAACCACAAACAGGGACAGGAAGAAAAGAACAUCAAGAUGACGACAGCAAAAUAACAGAAAAAGCAACAGAUGUAUCAGUAAGUGACGCAACCUCAACUGCUGGGGACACAGGGCAGCAUUCUCAACCCAAGACCCCAGAACCACAAGGCGGUGCUAAGUCAAAGAGUAGCCCCACUGGUGCUCAAGUCAAUAAAAAAUCAGACUCUUCCCCUGAGCAGAAAAAUAUUAAGCCACAAGAGCAGUCUUCAGGCAAGCCAAAGCACCCGAAGAAAACAAGACGAUUGGCUGCAAACUUUGGUGGUGGUAGUGGCCAAUAGGGGGCGUUGCUGGCAAAACGUGCUUGUAAUGGCAGCUUAAUAAGAGAAAUUAUAGAAUGAUUUUAGAAGCCCAAUCCCUUUGAGAAGUUGAGGAAUUAUGCCAUUCAAUUUAAUGUACAUUUAUGAAGAAUUGUAGGGACAUAGGAGUUGUAUAUAGAUGAUAUUGUGUUUGCAAACUAUUUUAGAAAAUGCUUGAGAAUAACGCGUCCCACUCUCAGGUGGAAUAUAUGAGAAGUUUUACUCAUUUUAUUUCCAUGAGUAUUUUAUUAAAAAGGCAGAUGUAGGAGAGCAUGUAGUUUUAAAUGUUCAAAACAUUGUGAAUGACAAAGUCCUGCCUUUGAUGUCAGUAAGCAGUAUACUGAAUUGGUGUGGAAAAAAAAGCCACCUUUAUAAUAUUUUCAAACCAAAUAGAGUUAUACAUUGAAACAUUUAUUUUAUGUCUGCAUGUGGUCAGAGAUUUAUACAGUUUUAUAAAAGUUUCUAAUCGAAUUUUUAUAACAGUAUUAAAUCAGCAGAUUUGUCUUUUUUAGUAUUUGUCCUUUGAUUUUUAUUUAUUUGAUUAUUUAUCUUUUUCUGCAUUGACUUAUGGAUAACAGAGAUAAAGCUUGUAUGAGGUGGAAAUGAUUUUUUGAUGAGAAUUAUAAUAUUUUAAAAUAAAGAAAAAAGAACAUGA
Lingula anatina is the source of this 6656-nucleotide messenger RNA. Its product is annotated as 5'-3' exoribonuclease 1. Gene Ontology annotation, molecular function: 5'-3' RNA exonuclease activity; RNA binding. Gene Ontology annotation, biological process: rRNA catabolic process; nuclear-transcribed mRNA catabolic process. The record is from RefSeq and is a predicted model, not a curated record. Lineage: Eukaryota; Metazoa; Brachiopoda; Lingulata; Lingulida; Lingulidae. Gene Ontology annotation, cellular component: nucleus.